Anguilla anguilla (European eel) is the source of this 2269-nucleotide messenger RNA. It is a transcript of the gene ppp1r35, whose product is annotated as protein phosphatase 1, regulatory subunit 35. Bases 250 to 1179 code for a protein of 309 amino acids. The transcript has 6 exons. The record is from RefSeq and is a predicted model, not a curated record. Gene Ontology annotation, biological process: negative regulation of phosphatase activity. NCBI's taxonomy places the organism in Eukaryota, Metazoa, Chordata, Actinopteri, Anguilliformes, Anguillidae. Gene Ontology annotation, molecular function: phosphatase binding.
UAACAACUUCCUGUAGAAUGAAAAAAAGAUGGAGGCUUUAGAAGAGGGAAUUUCAAAUCAACACGUUAAAGAAGUGAGAAACGUGUACCUACUAUAAGUAUAACGGAAAGAGCUAUGUAGCUGAAACAUUCAGAAGUUUUUUAGUUGUGGUGUCGUUUGCUUUAUAGUAGCAUUGCUGAGCGCUGCAUCGAGGACCUUCUCUAUUCAAACGUAGGUUGAUUACCCGUAUGUCUCAGCGAAGUGGGGAAAAUGACUAAGGCCAGCCCUCGACAGCAAUAUCCAAUGGCGGCUGGCACGGACCCUGACAGCCAACCUGUUCCUCAAUGUCCCCCGGCGCCCAUGGGAUAUUGUAAGCUUGUGAGCUUCCCGGACAAAGACCUGAUCCUCACUCCUGACAAGGUGGGUACAGAGGCAGGGAUCCUGAAGAGAGGCCGAGGAGGAAAGCAGACACAGAGACAAGUCCGUUUUGAUGUCAGCCCAAGAACUAAGGCCAUAGCAAUCAACCCAACUAGAGUAUUGGGAGAGGAGCCUGGUGUCAUCACUGUGAUUAGCCAGCCAAGCUGCAGCCCCUCAGAACUACAACAUCCCCUCAGAACUAGAAUCUCAGAGGCUGGAAAAGGCAAAAAGAAUCGCAAGAAGCAGAAGGAAUCUAAGCCAAAGUCAAGGAAGUUUCCUUCUGACGGACAGUCUGAGGUCUCCACUCAGGGCCAGUCGGGGGUGCACUGUGAGGGUGCGGAGCUGAACACCACGCUCGCGCUCAAGGUGGAGCUGGAGGAGCUGGCAGAAGCUGCAUUUGACUCCAGGAAGGCAGUACAGGAACAGCUGAAGAAAACUCACACCAAGAACAACAUUGCCAUCAAAGCUACUGAGGGAGUUAACAUCCCUCGCUCUCAAAAUCUGUACCAAGCACUUGUCAGCGUCAGCGUGUCAGAGGACCAGCUAAUCAGCCAUGCUCUCCGUGAUAGAUUGACGCUGGUCCCAGCCAACCACAGUAGUAAGAACCAGGAGAGUCCAGCAGAGGGCCCUGACCUUCUUGCCUUCUACAGCGCUGGGGAGCUUCUACGAGAGUCUCCACUGCUCCCAGGAGACGACGUGCAGCAGUCGCGACCUCGCCCCGUGCCACGCCCCGCUAAUGCAACCUUUGACCUCUACUACAGACACAGACAGUGGGAGGCCUGACAUCCACAGCACUGUCAUAGUACAUCUAUCUCCCGCUGGAGGCUUUUUUAAGAUACUUGAAAUGAGCAUGAAUACGAUCAAAAUCACUUAGAUCAAAUUAUAACAUAAUUAUUCAUUUAUUGCUUACUUCUAAGUAAAUUGAAGCAAUGCAUUUGUUGGAAAGUGUGCAGUCCAUUUUGGCUGAUGGGAUAUUAUCCAGGACAUCUACUCUGAUGCUGACUGGUGCUGGUGCAAGCAUCCUGACACAGAAAACCGAUGUGCAAAACUGGUGCGUCCAAGUUAACUUAUUGAGACUGAUGGCUUGAAGACAACAUUGGAGUCCAGCUGGACAUCAACUUGUACACUUCCUGUAAACCGGAUAUUUUUUUGUGAUUAUACACCAUGCAUUGAAGCCACACUGCGCAAUACAAGCUGACCAAACUCGAGCAUGGUGUCAGAGUAGACUGGUACUCUUGCGUGCAUAUAACGAAAGUAAAUUUGCAGCAGUUAAUUCCAACUUGUAUACUGCAUUAUUGGCUGUACAGCUACAGAUAGGAAUGGAAAAGCAUUUUCCUGUUUUUGGUUGCUUCGUACAUGGAAAAAGAACAAUUUUAACAAAGGAUCAGUCAUUAGCAGCUGAUUCCUUUUCACUUGAGUGCUUCUGGGGUACAGUGAUUUUUGUGUAAACAUCAGGGUCUGUAUGAGGCAGACCUUGCUGUUUACACCUGUCAUUUCUCAUAACAAAAAGACUUUGGGGUUCAAACUAAUCUCUAAUGUAUUUGCCAUAGUAUAAUUCUUAGAUAUUCAGUCCUGUUCCAAUUAGAAAUGCUAUUUAUACAGUUUUAAAAUGCUGUGAUUAAAGGUACCAUCUCUAAUGCUUCAUUAGACACGGUGAAGUUAAAAGGAAUCCACUGCCCGUGGUUGAUCUGCACUUAAAUUGUUUAGAUCUUAGAUAUUUGAUCAAGAACAAGUUGAGGACAGUUAAAGGCAUUAUUUAUUCAUUUCUGCCGAAAUGCUGUGUAGCGUCCCAAGUCCUUCAAUAGAAUUUGGGUAUGUAAUGUGUGUGUUGUUUAAGUGUGUGUUGGUUAAUAAAGUCGAUCUGCAACAGAAA